GCGCGAGCGAGCGAGCGAGCGAGCGAACGCCGGGGAGGGGGCCGGGAGCGAGGGGGCAGCUCGGGAGCAGCCGGAGCGGUAGCGGCGGCGGCGGCGGCGGCGGCGGCGAGGCUCGGCGCCUUCUUCUCUGAAAACCAUGUUUGCCAAAGGCAAAGGCUCGGCGGUGCCCUCGGACGGGCAGGCUCGGGAAAAGUUAGCUUUAUAUGUCUACGAAUAUUUACUGCACGUAGGAGCACAGAAAUCUGCACAGACCUUCUUGUCGGAGAUUCGAUGGGAAAAAAACAUCACGUUGGGAGAACCGCCUGGGUUUUUGCACUCGUGGUGGUGCGUAUUUUGGGACCUUUACUGUGCAGCUCCUGAAAGGCGAGACACUUGUGAACAUUCAAGUGAAGCAAAAGCCUUUCAUGAUUACAGCGCAGCCGCCGCCCCGAGCCCGGUGCUUGGCAACAUUCCCCCCAACGAUGGGAUGCCGGGAGGCCCCAUCCCACCAGGUUUCUUUCAGGGUCCUCCGGGGUCACAGCCCUCGCCGCACGCACAGCCUCCACCUCACAAUCCCAGCAGCAUGAUGGGACCCCACAGUCAGCCUUUUAUGUCACCGCGAUACGCAGGCGGCCCCCGGCCCCCGAUCAGAAUGGGAAACCAGCCUCCGGGAGGAGUUCCUGGGACACAGCCACUGCUGCCCAAUUCCAUGGAUCCCACGCGACAACAAGGGCACCCCAACAUGGGAGGAUCAAUGCAGAGAAUGAACCCUCCCCGAGGCAUGGGGCCUAUGGGGCCCGGCCCACAGAAUUACGGCAGCGGCAUGAGACCACCACCCAACUCCCUUGGCCCCGCCAUGCCCGGGAUUAACAUGGGCCCGGGAGCUGGCAGACCCUGGCCCAAUCCUAACAGUGCUAACUCAAUUCCAUAUUCCUCCUCAUCACCCGGCACCUACGUGGGACCCCCUGGUGGUGGCGGCCCCCCAGGAACACCCAUCAUGCCUAGUCCUGCAGAUUCAACAAAUUCCAGUGACAACAUCUACACAAUGAUUAACCCGGUGCCGCCUGGAGGCAGCCGGUCCAACUUCCCGAUGGGUCCAGGCUCGGACGGCCCGAUGGGGGGCAUGGGUGGCAUGGAGCCACACCACAUGAACGGCUCAUUAGGGUCAGGUGACAUAGAUGGACUUCCAAAAAAUUCUCCUAACAACAUAAGUGGCAUUAGCAAUCCUCCAGGCACCCCUCGAGACGAUGGUGAGCUAGGAGGGAACUUCCUCCACUCCUUCCAGAACGACAAUUAUUCUCCAAGCAUGACGAUGAGUGUGUGAUCCCCCCUCCUCUUCUCUGAGACGCUGAGAGAGCCGGCAUUGCAGGCGGGAAGGUGCCAGAAAUUAUGCAAGAAGUGAGGUGUCAUUACCCAGGAGCUGGGGGAGGGGCAUCUCCUGCUCCCCCCUCAACCCUCCCCCUCCCCUCCCCCAACCUUUCUCAAUUUUAGUUUCAUGCAAUAAAAAGGCCGAACUUUUUAUUCCAUAAAACAUGAAGGACAAAACUCAAAAAUACAUUUCAAGUCAAUGACCAGAAAAAUCCCACCCUUUGCCCUUUCCCAAAAGGACCUUUUAUGUACAUGACACAUUUUUGUUGUUUUUUGUUGGGGGUUUUACCGUUGUUGGGAUUUUUUAAAAUUUGUUUUCAGGGGGGUUUUAGGGGGGAAAAAUUUUUUUAAAUGGAAGCUUCUAGCAAGCCCCCCCCCACCCCAAUCAACCUCUUUGCUUUCUUCUUUAAAAAAAAAAAAAAAAAGAAAAAAAAAAAGCAAAAAACGAAAAACAAAAAACAAAAACCCAAGCCCUGUUGUCUGUCUGUACCCAAGCCCUUCCACCAGGAAAGCUAGUCUAGGUGUGAGAUCUCACCUGUCUUUGUAGCCAUCUAAAAAUAAUAAUAAUAAUUAUAAUAAACUCGGCAGUUUACAAUC
Lipotes vexillifer (Yangtze River dolphin) is the source of this 1944-nucleotide messenger RNA. RefSeq names its product single stranded DNA binding protein 3 (gene SSBP3). The coding region runs from base 137 to 1303 and encodes 388 amino acids. Gene Ontology annotation, biological process: positive regulation of transcription by RNA polymerase II. Gene Ontology annotation, molecular function: single-stranded DNA binding; protein binding. The record is from RefSeq and is a predicted model, not a curated record. The transcript is spliced from 18 exons. Gene Ontology annotation, cellular component: nucleus. Lineage: Eukaryota; Metazoa; Chordata; Mammalia; Artiodactyla; Lipotidae.